AUGUCCACCGGACAGCCUGCCCUGGCUCUCGGCCCCACCGCCAAGGGGGCCCCGCUGGAGGCGCACCUGGAUGCGCGGGGCCGGUGGGCCCGUGGGCCCAUCGGCCACCCCCCCGGGCUCCUGGAGCUGGGCGCGAAGCUGCGCGCGGCGGACGACGACGGCCGCGCCGCCGUCAGCGACACCUGCAGCGGCUCCAGCGCCGACCACUCCGACGCCGACGAGGACGCCUCCUCGGAGCCGUGGUCCGCGGGGCCCGUGCGCCCUCCGCCGGGCCUCCUUCUCACCAGGGUGCCCCUGGCGAGCGACGGCGGCCGCGAGGCCGACAGCGACGAGCGCAGCGUCCGCGGCGCGAGCCCCGGCCGCUCCGACGCCGACGGCGGCCCCGCCGCGGAGCCCUGGCCCGUGGCGCCCGCCGGCGCCGGGCUCGGGCUCGAGGUGGGCAAGGCCGCACUGGCACGGCCGCACUGGCUCGGGCUCGAGGUGGGCACCCGGCUCGGCGCCGCACUGGCCGGCCUGCCGGCCGGCCUGCCGCUGCCGCUGAAGGUGCCCGUGCGCCCGCGGAGCGGCGGCGGCGGCCUGGCCGGCAGCGACGGGUGCAGCAGGGGCCCCGCCCCGGAGCCGUGGCCCCUCGGGCCCCUGCGGCCGCCCCCGGGGCUCGGCCUGAAGGGGGCGGGCAAGGCCGCCCCUGCUGGGGCCCCGCCAGAGCCGUCGCCCCUCCGCAGCCAGGCAGAGCCAUACGUCCCCAAGUGCCUCGCGCUGGCGGGGAGCCAGCAGACCGGGCUCGACGUCGCCGGGCCGAAGCCUCACGAGCGGACCACGGUGAUGAUGCGCAACAUUCCUCUUUCCUGCACGUGCGAUUCGCUGAUCGAGCUGCUCGAGUCCAAGGGGUUCUCUGGGUGGUUUGACUUCGUCUACGUCCCCAUCAAGCGCACCGAGGUGCUCGGCGUCGGGUACGGAUUCGUCAACCUGGUCACACCAGAGCGAGCGGAGGAGUUCAUGCUUGCCUUUGAGGGGUUCGAUGGCUGGGCAGAAUCGCCCUCCAGAGCGGCAUCCACCAUGCACUGGAGCGUUUGCCAGGGCCUCAGUCGGAACAUCAGCCGCUAUCGAAACAGCCCGUUGAUGACCGAUGAGGUGCCGGCGUUCUACAAGCCGGUCCUCCUGAAGGACGGCGUGCGCAUCGCGUUCCCCAGGCCCACGACGCCGCUGCGCGCACCGAGGCGCCGCGCGAUCAAGGAAUAG
Messenger RNA from Prorocentrum cordatum, 1239 nucleotides. Lineage: Eukaryota; Dinophyceae; Prorocentrales; Prorocentraceae. The record is from the annotation of a GenBank genome assembly.